AUGUGCUUGAAUUUGCCUGUUGGUUCAAGCGAUAUAACAGCUGAAGCAAUUGGUGCUGAACUGGAACAAGAGAUGAAACGUAUGGACGCAGCCAUCCAGAGAGCCGUGGAAAUGAUCGAAGAAAUGCAAAAGAAAAGCCGGGCAACAGACUCUGGCAUACGUUUGGAAGUGAAUGAGAAAAUUUUGGACUCGUGUAACCAGCUGAUGGCCGCAAUUGUACAAUUGGUUGCGCGAAGUCGAGCGAUGCAAGAAGAGAUCGUUGCUGCUGGCCACGGCACUGUUAAUCCAAAUGAAUUCUAUAAACGUAAUCAUCAACAAAGUGCAGACGGUGUGGUCUCCGGUCAAGGGAAACUUGAACAUUUACUUGUUGCGGCGCAGGAGGUCGCGGCCAGUACAGCACAGCUGUUCGUCUCCUCACGUGUCAAAGCAGAUCGCGAGUCAGAACGUCUGAAAGAUCUGUCGACGGCAUCGCGUUCGGUAAAUACAUGCACAGCGAAUGUCGUUGCAGCGGUGAGAAACGCUCAGAGCACGUUAAAUGAACAAAAAGACCUCGACUUCAGCCACUACUCCCUCCAUGAUACCAAGAAGCAAGAGAUGGAGAGUCAGGUACGUGUGCUAGAACUGGAAGACAAAUUAACACGUGAAAGGGCGCAUCUGGCACAGCUCCGAAAGCAGCAUUAUCAGCUGGCACAAAUUGUUGAAAACGAGGAUGGUGCUGAGCACAGCUGA
Messenger RNA from Gongylonema pulchrum, 729 nucleotides. The record is from the annotation of a GenBank genome assembly. Lineage: Eukaryota; Metazoa; Nematoda; Chromadorea; Rhabditida; Gongylonematidae.